UGACAAAACAAUGACAAUGGACAUUCAAAGUAGCUAUCAAAAUUAUAAAGAAGCAUCGCCAGAUGCAAAAGACAAUAAUCUUAAUAUUGAAAGUGCAAGAACUUCGCAUAUUUCGAAGACAGACAUGCAGUCUACUGUUUUAAAUCCUGGAAAGGCAUCGAAGCGGUCUUUCGAUGUGGCGUUCCUGAUGAUGCCCGAUGAAAAACUUCGAGCGAAGCAACCUGAGAGGCAGCUGAGAGUUUCAAAGCAAUUAUUUAAUAGUGAUGAAUGGGAUCAGUCUCAGAAGAGAAUUCCAGAAAUUUAUAAACACAGUGAAUAUUCGAAUGAAAAUGGAAUGGAUGCUAAGGAUCAAGAUGAUGACAAAAUUCGUGUGAAUAAUAACAUAUCACCAAGUUUUGGUUCAGAUAUCAAUAUAGAUGUUGGCACUGAUGAAUAUCCCAGUAAGUCUAUGUAUUGCAGUGAUUCUGAGAACUCAGAUCGUUCAAGAAGUCGCCCGAACUCUAACGAAAGUGCAGCUAGACAUCCUAAGUUCCUGCCAGAACACAAGAAUAAAAUCUUUGAUGAUCCCACACUGAUCAGCAUGCAAUCAAGAGCGAGGUACGAAAAUAGAUAUUCAGAUAAACCACAGGAAAUGUCUCCGAAAAGUGCUUUCACAAAGGUAUCUAAUUACGUCAUCCGAUCUCCAAAUCCAUCGAUGAGUCCUGAUAAUCUGCUGUACCAAAACUCUGUGAGUCCACCGCUCUCAGCUUCAAGUCCACCAUCAACUUCUUUUACUAAGACACCAGCCUUUAACAAUUUGCUUACACCAGCACAUUUGUUAAACGGCAACAGUUUCUUUAAAGCUCAAAAUAUGCAAUCUUCGUCUCCAAAUUAUACAGAACCAUUGGCACAACGGUCAAAUGUAAAUUAUAAUAAAAGUAUGGAGUAUCAAGAUAAACAUGCGGAGCCAAAGGCACAGUUACCAUCGAACAAAUUGAACUUUCUGCCAUUCAGACCUGAGAUCCCGUAUCUUCCGACCGGCUCGUCAUAUCCUUUCGGUGUACAGAAUUUCCAACAGCCGAAUGCUGAUUUUAUGAAAUUUCCAGUGCCGCCCAGAGAGCCAGUAAAUCCUUUGAUAGCUAACCCAGCUGCAGCAAUUCUAAGUACGCUGCUUCCACCAACAUUAGCAGCAUUCUCAUUGCCCGCGCAAAAUGUUUGCGCUAAAUGUAGCAUCAGUUUUAGAAUGACCUCAGAUUUAGUGUACCAUAUGCGUACACAUCACAAAAGCGAGUCGCAAGCAGAUCCGAAUAAGAGAAAAAGAGAAGAGAAAUUAAAAUGUCCUGUUUGUAACGAGAGUUUCAGGGAAAGGCAUCACCUGACCAGGCAUAUGACUGCUCAUCAAGAUAAAGAGGGAGAUAUGGAUGACGUCACUCCGUCGCAGAGUUAUAAUAAGAAAAAUAAGCAAUACUACAGUCAUAACAAUGGUUCUCUUCUUCAUAAAUGAAUUUAAUAAAAAUGCAUUCUGCUUAAAGUAAUAAAUAUACUUUGAAGUGAAAUUGGUAUGCCUGAGCUGAAAAAAUCAUUUAAAUUUUAAAUUAGAUACCUUAUUGCAAUGUCGAUUCCGAGUUCAAUAAUUGU
Messenger RNA from Achroia grisella, 1617 nucleotides. RefSeq lists its product as uncharacterized. Gene Ontology annotation, cellular component: nucleus. The record is from RefSeq and is a predicted model, not a curated record. Gene Ontology annotation, biological process: regulation of DNA-templated transcription. NCBI's taxonomy places the organism in Eukaryota, Metazoa, Arthropoda, Insecta, Lepidoptera, Pyralidae. Bases 11 to 1483 code for a protein of 490 amino acids. The transcript has a single exon.